This is a messenger RNA of Aphanomyces invadans, 1041 nucleotides long. RefSeq lists its product as hypothetical. The transcript has 8 exons. Lineage: Eukaryota; Oomycota; Saprolegniomycetes; Saprolegniales; Verrucalvaceae. The record is from RefSeq and is a predicted model, not a curated record. Bases 1 to 1041 code for a protein of 346 amino acids.
AUGGAGUACUCGGGCCAAAUGUGCGAGGGACUUAUGCAUGGCCAGGGCAUGCUGGUGUACCCAAACAAAGAAAAAUACACGGGCGAAUUCGUGCGCGGAAAGCGCCACGGUAUGGGUGUGAUGCAAUUUGAGGAUGGAAGUGUGUACACAGGCAUGUGGGAGAAUGACGUAUGCCAUGGUGUUGGCGCUCGGCAGUAUCCCAAUGGCAACCGAUACGAAGGCGAGUGGGUGAACGGUGUGAUCCAUGGCGAGGGCACGUUACAUUACUACGACGGCGACUUUUACAAAGGUCAUUGGAAAGAUGGUAAGAUGGACGCCCACGGCGUGUAUCAGUUCCACAACGGCGACCGAUACGACGGCGACUGGCUCGACGACCAACGCCACGGACGUGGAACCAUCGGCGAGUGGUGUCGCGGCCAAAUGCACGGAAGCGGCACGUACUGGUACGGCGACGGCAGCCUUUACGAAGGCGACUGGAAAGCGGAUCAAAUGCAUGGCAAAGGCGUAUACGUGCACCACAACGGGAACAAGUAUACGGGCGAGUGGGUACACGACCUCAAGCAAGGAAGAGGCGUCAUGGAGUACACGAACGGCGAAAAAUACGAUGGCAUGUGGCACAUGGACGUGUACCAUGGACUUGGAUCGUUCCGUGACAUGAUGGGCCACACCUAUACGUGUGAAUGGGUGGGUGGUGUGAAGCAAGGCAAGGGAGAGCUCGUGUUCAAGAACAGAGAUGUGUUUGUCGGUGAGUGGGGGCGAGACGGCACCGUCGCGUGCGGCAUUCUCACGUAUGCCAAUGGCGAUAAAUACGAAGGCCAGCUCGCUGGGCACACGCGGCAUGGAUCGGGAACGUUCUACUGCAAGGUCGAUGGAAAGAGCUACCACGGAGACUGGUACCACAACAAGAAGCACGGGACAGGCAGUCUGCGGUUUCCCACCGGUGAAGUGCUGCGCGGCGAGUGGAAGGACGGCGUGAUCGUGCCAGGCACGUUGGUGUUUACGAUGGCGCCGGCGUCACCGUGGCUCGAUCCGGUCUAUUAA